UGUGUAAUAUAGUUUUGCAUGACUUUACUACAGUAAUGACGUAGCGUAAAGAAAUUACAGAUUUCUUGUAGCACUGGCGGCUUCCUCAGCUGCAGCAGGAGUGGAAUGGGUAACCUAAAUGAUAAUGUCGAUCACAGAUUUCUACCAGCCUUGUUGAUAGUCUUAUCCUGUGUGUUUGGACUGUCUCUGGGAACGGAGCUGAGCUUUGUGACAUGCGGAUCAGUGGUUAAACUGCUCAAUGUGAAGCACAAUGUGAGACUACACUCUCACGAUGUACGGUACGGAUCCGGUAGCGGUCAGCAGUCUGUGACCGGCGUGGGCGCCGUGGAGGACAGCAACAGCUACUGGAGGGUCCGGGGGACGAGUGAUACUCGGUGUCAUCGGGGCACCCCGGUGGAGUGUGGGCAGAUGAUCCGCCUCACUCAUGUCAACACGGGCCGCAACCUGCACAGCCACCACUUCUCCUCCCCGCUGUCCUCCAACCAGGAGGUCAGUGCGUUUGGCGAGGACGGGGAAGGGGACAACCUGGACGAGUGGACGGUCCAGUGCGGGGGAUCUGUGUGGAAACGCGAGGAGGCCGUCCGCUUCCGUCACAGGGCCACCGACGCGCUGCUGUCGGUGACGGGGGAGCAGUACGGGCGGCCCAUCCACGGUCAGAUGGAGGUGCACGCCAUGUCCAGCCCCAGUCAGCACAGCCUCUGGAAGGCCAUGGAGGGAAUCUUCAUGAAGCCCAGCGAGAGCCCCGCGGGCAGCCGGGACUACAGCCACCCGCACACAGAGUUCUGAACUCCCCCUGUCCUCCUCUCUGCUCCUGUCUCCUCCCACUCCCCCGCCCGCCUGGCUCUGUCUCUAAGCGGCCACCGCCCCCCCUACAAGGAAUGAAUGAAUCUGCGGACAAUCACAUUGAAACUUGAAUCCUCAAAUAUGCAGCAGGCUACAAGCAGAUGGGUAAAAUAUGUAAACAGUGUUCUAAUAACGGGUGCAAAAAGAGGCGGAGUAUUAAAAAUGGUCUUUGUUACAGUUUGUGCCACUUUGUGCCCAACAUGUGGGGCACUUGUUUUUCUCAGCUGUUAUUUAUUACCACACUACAGCUCAGAGGGUUACGCGGGUUUGAAGGCCGAUAAACUCACCAAGUGAGUGUUGUGCUUUAUGGAGGAGACGCCAUAGGAGCUUCCUAGAGUGUUCACCCCUCAGUGUUUUUCCUUUUUUUUUUUUUUUACAACCUUUAAUUUUAAUUUCUCCUGACUUUUUUUGUGGUCAAAUGGACAAUAAAAAUUAUUAAAGAAAUUAAGAAA
Menidia menidia (Atlantic silverside) is the source of this 1295-nucleotide messenger RNA. Lineage: Eukaryota; Metazoa; Chordata; Actinopteri; Atheriniformes; Atherinopsidae. The record is from the annotation of a GenBank genome assembly.